This is a messenger RNA of Xiphias gladius (swordfish), 2712 nucleotides long. Its product is annotated as WD repeat-containing protein on Y chromosome-like. Lineage: Eukaryota; Metazoa; Chordata; Actinopteri; Istiophoriformes; Xiphiidae. The transcript has 2 exons. The record is from RefSeq and is a predicted model, not a curated record. Gene Ontology annotation, molecular function: calcium ion binding; protein binding. Bases 1 to 2712 code for a protein of 903 amino acids.
AUGUGCUUUGCCCUCUCCCUGGCACCUGUGCACACACCAAGUGAGCAUGAGGCCACGACUUCGGACCUGCGGUCGGCCUGCAACUCUCGGCGCCGACGCUGCGUACGAGGGGCGGCCGCUGUUCCGUACUCGGCCCACGAGGUUGUGAGGAUGUUUCGAGAGGCUGAUGCUGAUGGAUCUGGAGGGCUGGACAUGGAGGAAUUCUGUGUCGGGAUGGGGCAGUUAUUCGGCUCUGUGAAUGUGGAGGACCUCAAAAUCCUCCACAUGAAGAUUGACGCAAACUGUGAUGGAACUGUGGACAUUGUAGAGUUACUAAACUUCCUGCUUACUCAAAGGACGGGAUCAGAAGGUUUGGAUUACAAAAAUCAGACCUUUCCCAGACCUAUCAAAAUCAUACCCGUGGAUCACUAUGAAUCCAUCGUCGGUCUGUUAUUCCGUCCCUCCGUGGAUGACAGGGAACCUGAUGGUGAUUCCGAGUUUACAACAGGACAAACCAGGACUUACCAGAAAGGUCAAUACCUCUCCAUCAGCUCAGAUGGUAGGUUCAACUUCUGGACCGACAGCUUUGACGCCUCAUACACAAUUCCGUUAUACAUCAAAUCAAAGACGACACUUCCUUUCUCUCAAGAGAAGAAAAUGCGUGUUAAUGACAUGGUGUACCUCAGAGAACUCAAACAGGUGGCUAUCUCCAGUACUGACAGGGAAUUGUUCUUCUACAAUUGCAAGGAGUUACCUGAGCUGUUGGCAAUCAGUCACUCUCUAAUAGUGGAAGAAAGCAUUGUGAAUGCCAUGAACUACCAGUCCAAUGGCACUAAAGCAGUGUUUUCCUUUGGUGAUACGGAAGGAUAUUUGUAUGUGUUUAUCUCCUACAAAAUACAGGCAAAUGGUCUCUUCUGUCCAAAGGCGUACGAGAGAAUUUCUCUGCGGGAGUACCCCACUGUUUAUGUUUCAGCCCUGUUAGAAAACCCCUCUGGAGACUUCCUGUGUGUUAAAGUCGCCAUCUUCAAUGAUACGUGCAGUCAGAUCCAAUACUUUCCCACGUUGGACUCAUUUGCCAUCUGCGGCAGCUUCUGUAAGACGAUGACCCUCGUUGCCCUCCAUAAGUCAUGCAAAACCAAAGUUUCAAAGAAAGUCUUCAAGAGCAGGGGAGUUUAUGGUUUUUUCGCAUGCGUUGAAUACUCCCCGUCAGCUGAGCGUCUGGUGACGGGUGGUACAGACGGCUUACUGCGGCUGUGGUUACCCGACCAAACCGUGUCCUAUGCACCCCCAUUAACAGGACACGUCAAACCCAUCACCCACAUUUUGUUUAAUGAUAAGGACAAAAUAUUUGUCAGUUUAUCCGAGGACAGGAAUGUACGUGUGUGGUCCGAGAAUGCCUGGCUGUGCAUUCAAAGCUUCUACGUUCGCGGUAUGGGACUGGCCCCGAUCUCCAGAGUCUUUUAUAACACACAUAACAAUGAGUUAGUCCUGGCUAACUCAAAUAUAGGAAAAUGCCUUGGAAGGGGAACAGAUGUUUUCAAAAACAUGUUAACAUCCCAUGACAAGCCCCUGUGCUCUGCACUAUAUCACAGCCUUUUCAAACAGGUCAUCUCUGUUUGCCAGGAUGGUGUGGUGACAGUGUGGGAUAUCCUAACAGGAGUGGCCAUCAUGCAGUUUAAAGUCACUCAGGAUCAGCAUGUGGGGCUCACUGCCAUGUCAUUUGACAAAACAGGGCGCAGACUAAUCACAGUUUCUCAGGAUAGGAAAGUGAGACUGUGGAACUUUAAUGAUGGAACAGAGCUUGGCGUUCAUCCUGUGACCGUGCCAAAGGAGGUGACAGGUAGCGUCUGCAUAAACAAUAGGUUGUUUGUGUCAGGAAGGAACUGCAAGAUCAUUUUUGACCUGGACAUGGAGCGAUAUGACAGCAGAUUUUUGGAGCACUAUUAUUUGGACGACAUUUCCUCCAUGGAUUUGCACGAAAACACACUGAUUACCGCCUCCAGCAAUGGAAAUAUCGUCAUCUGGGACGCCGACACGCUCGAGGCUCUCUACUGGCUUAAUGUCACUAAGAGCCCCAAAACACACAUAGCGGGCAAAAGUGCUCAAGGCCCGACUGGGAGUCUGGCUGUGGAGGAGAAGCCAAAACCUGUCAGAGACACUGGGAGAAUUCCGCUACAUAAAAAAUCUCCAGCUCUGACAGAGAAAAAGACUGGUGUGACUAUCAGUCCUCUCAUUAUAUGUCUGAGGACCAGGGCAGUCAAGGUCGACACAGCCACGCUGCUGACUUCUGCAGAAGGCUACAUCUAUGCCUGGUCUGUUAUUAGCAAGGGAGGGCUGUUAGGAAAGUUCAGGGCUGUGAAUGUUGAAGGAGCAGUCAUUGCAACCAUGUCAACCGAUGUCGACGAACAGAUACUACUCACGGGGGACAGUACCGGAAGGAUUUAUCUGUGGGACAUUCAGAGAUUUGGAUUUAGAAAAUGGGCAGACAAAGGGCCAUUUGAGGAUAUAAAUGGCUGGCGUGUGUCAAUUUGUCCACCUCCACUGUUGGGCUCCUGGCAGUCCCAUCUUACACGGGUGGUGAGUGUUAUAUGUGAUACUGCUUGUAAAAACAUAAUUACAGCAGGUUUGGACUGCAAUGUCCGGCUAUGGACAAACGCAGGCCGCUGCCUAGGCCUCUCUGGAAGAGAUCGAUGGCGACUAAAUAAUCGUUGUCAGCCCGCUUGCUUUUUGUGA